AUGCGGUCCGAAGCGUGCGGGGAAGACAUUGUGGAUGACGAUGACGAUGUGGACGAGGAUGUGGACGAGGAUGUGGAUCUCCAUGGAGUCUUGGCUUGGCCGCAUGGGGAAAGUGUGGGGGAUAUGCCAGUAUAUCAAGACAACAACCUCUUUGUAUGCUUUGAGAAGAUUGUUUCCGUGUUAUGA
This is a messenger RNA of Penicillium daleae, 186 nucleotides long. RefSeq lists its product as uncharacterized. The transcript has a single exon. The record is from RefSeq and is a predicted model, not a curated record. Lineage: Eukaryota; Fungi; Ascomycota; Eurotiomycetes; Eurotiales; Aspergillaceae. Bases 1 to 186 code for a protein of 61 amino acids.